CUGCUCGAAAACACACACAACACAUCGAUCUUUUGAAUUACAAUUUUUUUUUUAACCUUACAAUGUUCGCCUUCAAAAACCUAACUAAACUUGGUGUAACAUCAGCGUACGCUUUUUGCAGACGGGCCGACAUUGCUGUGUCCACACAGCUCGUUUCGACAUUGCAACACAACACGAAACCUUUCUCAACACUGAAAACCGAUAGAAGAAGUAAACUCGGACUUGAAGAAGCAAGGAUGGCGAAUUGGGAAGGUCGUGUUGACCUAGCUGCAGCAUUUCGGGGAUUGGAGAUGAUGGAUUUUCACGAAGGGAUUUGUAAUCAUUUGAGUCUUAUCGUUCCUGCGGAAAAUGGCGACGGCGAAGUUAUGCUUAUGAAUUCUCAUGGAAAUCAUUGGAAAGAGAUAGAACCCGAGUCCCUAGUUGGUAUAAAUGAACAAGGAGACACUGUCGAAGGAACGGGAGACGUUGAAAUAUCCGCGAAGACCAUACAUCUUGGUAUCCACCAAGCGAGACCCGACGCGAAGUGUGCGUUUCAUGUCCAUCCGCCGUACACAACAGCAAUGGGUAUGCUUCAAGACCUUCCUUUUGGAAUGUACCACCAAAACUCGCUGAUGUUCUACAAUGACUUUGCGUACGACAGAGAGUACGGUGGUUUUAGUCAAGACAUCACCGAAGGACAGCGAAUAGCGACGCACAUUAAAGACAAAUCUGUUCUAUUCAUGUGUAAUCAUGGAGUGAUGGUGGUCGGACAGAACGUCGCGGACGUAUUUUACCUCGUGUACUAUCUGGAAAGGGCUUGUAUGUUCCAGGCUCUAGCGAUGUCGACCGGUCGGGAACUCACRAAGAUCCCCGAUGAUCUCUCGAGAGAGACGAAAAUUAUCGCCAAUAAAGAAAGACAUCUGUACAGCGGUCCUUUUUUAGAGAGUAUCAAGCGUGUGACWGGAGUGAAAACGUCAAAGACUUUGCAAUAAUCCAAGCAUAUUACUGGAUGAAAAACUCCCAAAAAUAAUAUUAAUAACAAUUUGAAAGG
Messenger RNA from Exaiptasia diaphana, 1030 nucleotides. Its product is annotated as putative aldolase class 2 protein CC_1201. Gene Ontology annotation, cellular component: cytoskeleton. NCBI's taxonomy places the organism in Eukaryota, Metazoa, Cnidaria, Anthozoa, Actiniaria, Aiptasiidae. The record is from RefSeq and is a predicted model, not a curated record. The transcript is spliced from 4 exons. Gene Ontology annotation, molecular function: actin filament binding. Bases 63 to 971 code for a protein of 302 amino acids.